AUGGCAUCUUUGUCCUAUCUACAGCCUCAACUGGAAAAGAUACACGCUAGGGCAGAAGCGUUGGAUGUCCCCACUCCGGUGAUCGACACCCUGCGAGACCUUGUAUACGCCCUCAAUAACCCUUCUUCGCAUCCGCGUGCAAUACGCCCCUUUGACAUCAUCAAUGCACUCUCCCAUCAUAACUCUGGCAAACACAACUCCUUGUUCUCCUCCCGAGAACACCAGGACGCACAGGAGCUUUUCCAGCUUCUCUCCGAAUGCAUCAAGAGCGAGGCAACCGCUGUCGCAAAGGAGAUUCGGCGUGAUCGUGGACUGGGCGAAUUGACGCAGAAGGACGACCGGGCGAGCCGAGACCUGAGCCAGACUGUUUUCGACGGUCUGACAGCGAACAGGCGCAGCUGCGUCGAAUGCGGCUACACCGAGGCCGUCAUGCACUUCCCCUUCGACAACUGGCAGCUCGCUGUCCCUCGUCUCGUGGCCGCGUGUCGCCUCGAGGACUGCCUCGACGAUUAUACGAGGUUAGAGUUGCUCGACGACUGCAUUUGCCGCAAGUGCUCUAUGCUCGCAACAUACAAACGAUUAGAGGAAGAAGCGAACAGGACAACGGAGGCGGCUGCGGCUAUCAACGACCCGACUUCCUCCAAGAAGAAGCGGGCACGGGAUAGCCGAAAGCUGUUGGCGCGGGUGAAGGCAGCUUUAGAUGAGGGGCGAAUAGAAGAGGAUAUCAAGGGCGUGAAGAUGGAGAAGGUGUGCAGCAGAGCGUCCACGAAGCAAUCCAUGAUCGCUCGCCCCCCACCUGUGCUCGCCCUUCACCUCAACCGCUCCAUGCAUUACGGCGGCUAUGCCGCCAAGAACAACUGCCGGGUCGUCUUCCCGGAGAUCCUCGACCUCACACCCUAUACUACCUCCGGUCAGCUUUCCACUCAACCCUCUGCUCCCAUAUCUUCCCCUCCCCCACCCAUUCCUAUUCAGCGUUCCGUGACGCCGACGCCUUCUACUUACGCAGUCCCCCGCACGCUCUACCGCCUCUCUGCCGUCGUCUGUCACUACGGCCAGCACUCCUUUGGACACUACGUCUGCUUCCGUCGCAAGCCCCGUCCUCCAGCCGCCGGUGACCGCCGCUACACCCCACCACGACUCCAGUGCGCCAUAGGCUGUGAUUGCAAUCUGUGCGUACAGCAAGGCCCCAUACGUGAAGAAGACGGGCAAAACCCGUCCCGGCCAGGGACAGGGCGGGGGUGGCUGCGGAUCAGCGACGACACUGUGCAGGAGUGCGGGAUCGAGCGUGUGCUGCAGGAAGGUGCGGGUGCGUUCAUGCUCUACUACGAGCGCGUGCAGCAGCCGCGGUCGGUGGUGUACAACAACGCCCCGCCAAGGGCUUCGGAGGAGACGAUCCGGCCGGAGGAGUCGCACGCGCCUACACCGGAGGUUGCGAGUGAGAAGCCGGCAGAAAAGGAGCACGCGCUCAAUGGGGAGGCGGCGAGGAAGCAUGAGGGCAGGGAUAGGGAGAGGCCGGAGGAGAGGGAACGGUCGGUCGUCGACCCGAGGGUGGUGCGUCGGGUGUCUGCGUCUGCACAUCUGAAGGCGUCGGCAUCCCCGUCCACGCAACCUCAGUCUCCGUCGCAAGCCCAAGCGCCCCCACCGAAGCCGCCGUCAAAACCUGCAGCCGUCGCGCCGCCCCCACCUAUCUCCCGUUCGACGAGCGGCAGCUCUGCCGUCACGGCCGUGUCGACGUUCAGUACCAAGACGUUAGCGAGCGACGCCUCCGCGCCGAACGGGCACGCACAUUCCUCCCACCCUCGAGACAAACACGGCUCCAACGGCUCCGCGGACCCGAGCAGUCCUCAGCGUCCGUCGAUGCCCCCAUCGUCGCCGUCGAAGCUGAGGAAGUCGAGGCGGUCAGUCUCUCAGGCGGAUGGGAACCCCACGUCAUCCCCGACGACGUCUACACCUCUGCGUACAUAG
Messenger RNA from Dichomitus squalens LYAD-421 SS1, 1965 nucleotides. RefSeq names its product cysteine proteinase. The transcript is spliced from 4 exons. The coding region runs from base 1 to 1965 and encodes 654 amino acids. NCBI's taxonomy places the organism in Eukaryota, Fungi, Basidiomycota, Agaricomycetes, Polyporales, Polyporaceae. Gene Ontology annotation, biological process: protein deubiquitination. The record is from RefSeq and is a predicted model, not a curated record. Gene Ontology annotation, cellular component: cytosol; nucleus. Gene Ontology annotation, molecular function: cysteine-type deubiquitinase activity; cysteine-type endopeptidase activity.